Molecule: messenger RNA, 438 nt
Organism: Pieris macdunnoughi
Lineage: Eukaryota; Metazoa; Arthropoda; Insecta; Lepidoptera; Pieridae
Source: the annotation of a GenBank genome assembly
AUGAAAAAAGAAAAACUAAUAGAUGCUGCAAAUAAUUUAUUAACCGACAGGGCGGAAACUAAUGCAUUCGGAGUAUAUGUAGGCAAGAAAAUUGAUGAAAUACCCCUUGGUCAACAGCGAGAUCUCGCUGAAAAACUUAUUUCAGACAUUUUGUUUCUUGCCAAGACUAACAAUUUAACUUUUAACACAAGAAUAGAAAACCCAUCAAGAACUAAUCACUAUUCUUCACAAAACUCCUCUGAAUCGUACUUCUUACAAUCUAAUCCUUUUUUCUGCGUCCCAUACACAACAUCAAUCACCUGCUUCAUCACAUUCUUACCUCAAGUCUCAACUAGUGAAUACAUCAACUCCAAAUUAUCCUAUUCCCAUGCAAUCACCCACUUCCUCUUAUCCACAACAUCAGUCACCUGCUUCACCGCAUUAUUACCUAAUUUCUGA